This is a messenger RNA of Prunus armeniaca (apricot), 909 nucleotides long. The record is from the annotation of a GenBank genome assembly. NCBI's taxonomy places the organism in Eukaryota, Viridiplantae, Streptophyta, Magnoliopsida, Rosales, Rosaceae.
AUGGUUCCCCUGCAAAUUCACCACCUCACCCCAUCAUUCUUCAUUUCCCAAACUACCCCUCUCCACUCUUCUCUCCCUCUUCCUCACCUUAUCUCUCCCACCUCUCGAAGAACCAAAAUUUCUCUCAAACCCAACCCCUUUUCGCUUCCCCCAAUUUUACUAUCCAACCCCACCUUCAAAUUUCUUAGGGCAUCAGCAAGUCAAGCAUCAUCAUUUUCUACAAAUGAAGAAGAAAGCACUGAAAUUUCACCCGAGCUUGAAGACUUAUCGCCCGACGGCGUCGUUUAUAAGAAGACAUUAGCAUUGGUGGAGUGCUCCAUGUUUGCUGCACUUACUGGCUUGGUGUACUUCCUCAGCAAUUCUCUCGCAAUUGAGAAUUAUUUUGGAUGCUUCUUCUCGUUGCCAAUAGUGAUCACCUCAAUGAGAUGGGGCAUCGCUACUGGAAGAAAAACUAUGGUGGCAACAACUAUGCUAUUACUAGUUUUGUCUGGUCCAGUGAAAGCCUUAACUUAUCUGCUUAAGCAUGGUUUAGUUGGUUUCACAAUGGGAGGUUUAUGGAGGUCAGGAGCAAAUUGGGGUCUUUCAAUUCUCUUGUGCACAAUUGUUCGAUCACUGGGCGCUGUAGGCUAUGUUUUGAUAUCUUCAUUCUUGAUAAGUGAAAACAUACUUGCUUUGAUCACUAUAAACAUUCAUGCUUCUCUAACAUUCAUAUUCACUGCAUCGGGCAUCUAUACAGUCCCUUCGAUGGGAGUGAUAUAUGCCUUAUUUGGCACUCUGUGGAUCCUUCAUGUUCUUGCUGCACCUAUUGUAUUCGGUGUUCCUUACCAGGCUUGGAAUGAAAUCAUCAUUGAGAUUGCCAAGAUGGCUAGAGAAGGCUAUAUGACUGCUUUCGUGGGAUUGAUAAAUUAA